AAAUUGAAAAGUCUGCACAUUCAAUCACAUUGAUUAUUAUCUGAGAGGUAUAGUUUAUUUAUACAGUCAUCUGUUUUCUUAUAAACCAAUAACAGAUUAAAUAUCGUCAUGGAAACACGUUGUUUUGAUAUAGUCUCCUCAAAUGCCAUUUUUCAGUAAUGUAUGCCACGAUGGUGAAGUUUUCUUUCUAUACUAAUUUCUUUCAUUAGAAUUAAUCUGGGCAGCCAACAGUGUACGUUGUGAACUCCAACGGCAAUCGACAAUCCUCGGCUGAUUCCAUAAUUGUCGAGUGCACGAGACCUUACGAGUGCUCCAACGAAGGACAACUUAUUAUCUAUAAAUCAAAAAGAGUUAUUGAACUUGGCAUUUACCCGAAUAACUGUAAAAAAUUAUAAUAAGAAUUAAAAAGCUACAAUGAUUUGGCGGAAAAACAUCAAAACUUAGAAUUAGGCGUUUUUAGCAAAAUUUAAUAAGUCUCGAGUCAUACAUUGAAUGACGUGAUCUUACAGAUGUAACUAUGCAGACCAGGAAGUGUAAACAAGGUAAAUAUACCGGGAAUGUUUAAGAAUCCACGCAAGUUCAUUGCCGGAACAUGUACCCUAGGACUUGGGCCCAGGAUGUGUUACGAUGUCGUCUUUGUGAGACCCCGAGCCCCCCUAUGUACUGUGACAUUUGUCACAUACAUCUGUGUAAAGCCUGUGUGGGGGAACAUCUCUCUGAUCAAUCCAAAGAACACAAAGUGCUGCCAUUUGAAAACUGGGGAUCUACUCCCAAUUACCCCAAUUGUCCUAAACAUUCUGCAAAACAAUGUGAACUUCACUGUGAACAAUGUGACAUUCCUAUUUGUGCACUCUGUAAUUCUGGAGAACAUUUAGGACAUACACCAGUUGACAUUGUUAAACAUAUUGAAAGCAAAAGAGAACUUUUACAAAGAGAAAUGCAAGAACUAGAGAAAUUUAUUUAUCCUAAAUAUCAACAUAUUGUCUCUAACAUCGCAGUUCAGAAAACUGAUCUAAAUAAAAACUCACAGAAAUUGACAACAGCCAUCAAGAAACAUGGAGAAGAUUUGCACAAAGAAAUAGACACCAUUAUACAGAAACUGAAAUCUGAUCUUGAUGAAAUGGACGCCAAACACCUGGCUGUCUUAAACAAACAGGAAGAUGAAAUCACACACACCAUUUCUGAAAUCACACAGAGCAUUGCCGAUAUACAGAAGUUACUGGACUCCAAUGAUGUCAGUCGUGUCUCUGCUUACAAAUCCAGGAUUGCUGAAUUCAGAAGAUUGCCUCCUAAACUCAUAAUGUCCUUACCAAGAUUUACCCCUCUGAAGAUCAACAAGGAACAGCUUUCUCAACAGUUUGGUUCUCUGUCAGCGUUAUCCAUUAAAACAGAAGAACAAGUCUACAGACCACUCAGUGAUGUACCACAGGUAAUCACAGAAAUAAACACGGAAUAUGGAUACUCUAAUAGAUUAUGCAGUGUGUCAUGUCUGAGCGAUAAUGAGAUGUGGACGGGUGGUCAGGACAACAAGAUGAGAAAAUACAACUUGCGAGGGAAACAAGUGAAGUCUAUCAAAAGCAAGUCAGGGAACAAUCCAUUUGACAUAGCAGUGACAAGGAGUGGGGAUCUAGUUUAUACUGAUUACGGUGAUAGAACUGUGAACAUAGUGAAGAAUACACAGAUACACACAGUGAUCAGACUACAGGGAUGGAAACCCCGCAAUGUCUGUAGUACCUCCUCUGGCGACCUCCUGGUUGUCAUGGUCAGUGAUGAUUAUAAACAAACAAAAGUUGUGUGUUACUCUGGCUCCACAGAGAAACAAAGUAUUCAGUACGAUGACAAAGGAAAACCUCUCUAUUCAUCUGGUUACAUUAAAUACAUAAGUGAGAACAGGAACCUAGAUAUCUGUGUGUCAGACAAUAAAGCCUGUGCAGUAGUGGUGGUCAAUCAGGCCGGGAAACUCCGGUUUACCUACACUGGUCCUCCCUCUAUAACCAAAGGAUCAUUUAGUCCAUGCGGCAUCACAACGGACAGCCAGGAUCGGAUCCUGACAGCAGACCUUCACAACAACUGUAUUCACAUCCUGGAUCAGGACGGACAGUUCCUCCGCUACAUUGACAACUGUCAUUUAAAGUAUCCACAGGGUUUAUGUGUGGACACCAGAGACAACCUCUUUGUGGCUGAGUACAACACAGAAUCCACGCAAGUUCAUUAUCUGACUAUGGAUCCUGAGUGCAGCUUGCAGGAUGUGUUACGAUGUCGACUCUGUGAGACCCCGGGCCCCCCUAUGCACUGUGACAUUUGUCACAUACAUUUGUGUAAAGCAUGUGUGGGGGAACAUCUCUCUGAUCUAUCCAAAGAACACAAAGUGCUUAAAUUUAAAAACCGGGGAUCUACUCCCAAUUACCCCAAUUGUCCUAAACAUUCUGCAAAACAAUGUGAACUUCACUGUGAACAAUGUGACAUUCCUAUUUGUGCACUCUGUAUUUCUGGAGAACAUUUAGGACAUACACCAGUUGACAUUGUUAAACAUAUUGAAAGCAAAAGAGAACUUUUACAGAGAGAAAUGCAAGAACUAGAGAAAUUUAUUCAUCCUAAAUAUCAACAUAUUGUCUCUACCAUCGCAGUUCAGAAAACUGAUCUAAAUAAAAACUCACAGAAAUUGACAACAGCCAUUAAGAAACAUGGAGAAGACUUGCACAAAGAAAUAGACACCAUUUUACAGAAACUGAAAUCUGAUCUUGAUGAAAUGGACGCCAAACACCUGGCUGUCUUAAACAAACAGGAAGAUGAAAUCACACACACCAUUUCUGAAAUCACACAAAGCAUUGCCGAUAUACAGACGUUACUGGACUCCAAUGAUGUCAGUCGUGUCUCUGCUUACAAAUCCAGGAUUGCUGAAUUCAGCAGAUUGCCUCCUAAACUCAUAGUGUCCUUACCAAGUUUUACCCCUCUGGAGAUCAACAAAGAGAAGCUUUCUCAACAGUUUGGUUCUCUGUCAGCGUUAUCCAUUAAAACAGAAGAACAAGUCUACAGACCACUCAUUGAUGUACCAAAGGUCAUCACAGAAAUAAACACUGACUAUGGAGACUCUAAUAGAUUAUGCAGUGUGUCAUGUCUGAGCGAUAAUGAGAUGUGGACGGUGGGUGAGGACAGCAAGAUGAGAAAAUACAACUUGCGUGGGAAACAAGUGAAGUCUAUCAAAACCAAGUCAGGGAACAAUCCAUGGGACAUAGCAGUGACAAGGAGUGGGGAUCUAGUUUAUACUGAAUACAUUGAUAAAACUGUGAACAUAGUGAAGAAUACCCAGAUACAGGAAGUGAUAAGACUACAGGGUUGGAUGCCUCUCGGUGUCUGUUGUACCUCCUCUGGUGACCUCCUGGUUGUCAUGGUCAGUGAUGAUGAUAAACAAACAAAAGUUGUGUACAGCCAGGGUCGGAUCCUGACUGCAGACAGUAACAACCACCGUAUCCACAUCCUAGAUCAGGACGGGCAGUUCCUCCGCUACAUUGACAACUGUCAUUUACAGAAUCCAUUGGGUUUAUGUGUGGACACCAGCGACAAACUCGUUAUGGCUGAUUUGGACACAGAGUAG
This is a messenger RNA of Magallana angulata, 3595 nucleotides long. Its product is annotated as E3 ubiquitin-protein ligase TRIM71-like. The coding region runs from base 593 to 3595 and encodes 1000 amino acids. Lineage: Eukaryota; Metazoa; Mollusca; Bivalvia; Ostreida; Ostreidae. Gene Ontology annotation, molecular function: protein binding; ubiquitin protein ligase activity; zinc ion binding. The transcript is spliced from 5 exons. Gene Ontology annotation, biological process: proteasome-mediated ubiquitin-dependent protein catabolic process; protein polyubiquitination. The record is from RefSeq and is a predicted model, not a curated record.